This is a messenger RNA of Pseudophryne corroboree (corroboree frog), 9512 nucleotides long. It is a transcript of the gene IGSF10, whose product is annotated as immunoglobulin superfamily member 10. Lineage: Eukaryota; Metazoa; Chordata; Amphibia; Anura; Myobatrachidae. The record is from RefSeq and is a predicted model, not a curated record. The coding region runs from base 557 to 9247 and encodes 2896 amino acids. Gene Ontology annotation, molecular function: protein binding. The transcript has 7 exons.
AGUGUGCCACUACUACAGAAAAAUCCUGGGAGAGGAUGCUGUACAGCAGUAAGCGCCUUCUCUCCAGCCAUCAGGGAGACUGCAGGGGGCAGAGAGGAGACACAAAAGAUGAUUCAAGAAAGGAAUUCCAAAACUAUAUGAAGAAAUAGAAAAUCUACUUCUACUUUCAUUGGAAACAGAUGCAGACAGACCUGUGAGGAGCAAAACUGCUGCAAGCUCAGGAAAGGAUACUGUACAGGCUGUUUGGAUACAUAUUUAUCAAAAGGAAAAAAAUAAACAGCCACAAGUGAUGUGUGUCCUCCAUACAAUAAAAUGCCUGGAUAAGUCCAAAAAGUACAUCUCUGUAAUACACUAUGGGGAUAUCUCUAAAUCCAUCAAAAUAUAGAAUCCCCACUGACAUCUGAAGGGGGAUUACUGUACUUAACCUGUGCUUUCCUGGUUCACAUGUGAGGACUGGCUACUGUACCUGUACGCUGCACUACAGUCUUCUCCAUCGCAGAGGAAUCCUGCAACUGUCAGGCACCAGGGUAAUGCUGCAUUAAAAUAAUCAUUAAGGAUGAAACCAAGAGGCAGAAGUGAUUCAUGUCUACCUGGCUACCUUAUCCUCCUCUGGCUCUCUGUCCUAUCUGACAGCGGCAUGGCGUGUCCCAAACCCUGUGCCUGCUACGUCCAGACAGAAGUCCACUGCACUUUUAGGUACCUCAACGUCAUCCCUAAACAGAUCCAAGCAGAUGUGGAACGCAUUAAUUUAGGGUACAACAGCCUAAGCAGUCUGACAGAGAGCGACUUCUCUGGCCUGCGGAAGCUAGAGCUGCUGAUGUUACAUAGCAAUGAGAUCCAGACAAUCCAUGAAAGUGCCUUCCAGGACUUAUCUUCAUUGCAGGUACUGAAAAUGAGCUACAAUAAAAUGAAAACUCUCCACAAGAACACAUUCAGUGGUCUAAAGAACAUGGUCAGGCUGCACAUGGAUCACAACAAACUGGAAUUCCUGGCUCCAGAAUCCUUCUACGGACUCACAUCUCUGAAACUGGUGCACUUAGAAGGAAACGCAAUACGGCAGCUGCACGCCGACACUUUUGUUACUCUGCGUUACAUACAGAUAUUUAAGACAUCAUCCAUAAAACACAUCUAUCUGUCUGACAACCAGUUAUCAUUCCUGCCUAAAGAAAUGUUCUUCUACUUGAAUGAAUUGGAAGGGCUUUACCUGUAUGGGAACUUCUGGUCCUGCGACUGUAACCUGCAGUGGCUCACAGAACUGGGGCAGAAAUCUAAAGACUUAAUCAAAUGCAAAAGAGAUCGUUCAGGACAACAAUGCCCACUUUGCUCAAGCCCGGAAAGGAAUAAAGGAAAGUCACUAGAUGAAAUAUCAUCUCAAGAUCUUGCUUGUGUGAAGCCAACAAUAGACAACAUCUUCAAGGUAAAAAAUGUGAGCAUUCCAGAGGAAAGCAGCUUCACUGCUGUAUCAGCCAAAGACUUUGUGACACCAGUGGGAUCUCUCAUCCUAAAUAUGACAGACCAGUCUGGGAAUGAAGCCAACUUGGAAUGUAGUGUCCAGAGACCAACCAAAUUGUCACAGAUCAUGCUAGAUAUAAAGGAAGAAUACACAAUAAUGAGAACUACAUUUUCCUCCUUUCUAAUAUGUAACAUAGAUUAUGAUUAUAUUCAGAAGUUAUGGGGCAUAUUAGCGAUGUACAGUGAUUCCCCAAUGAAACUCAAGCGAGACCUCUUGCUUACAAAGACACCGUUCAUCAGUUACAAAUACAAGCAAGUGGGUUCUGGCGAUGACACAUUCACUGACAUUGAAGCAGAACUUAGAGCGGAACCAAACUGGCUGAUGCAGGACUUGGUGACAUUACAACUGGACAGGACAGCUACAACCCUCAGCACACUACAUAUCCGUUACUUGACAGAUAUCUUUGUCACAAUUCCAAAAUUUGUUGAAAAUCCUACUCAAAACAACUGGGUUAUGAUUCUCAAGAGCAACAGUACACAGACAGAGUAUACUGCAACUAUUGGAGGAACUGUGGCGAUGGACUGUCAAGUUGUGGGUGAACCAGUACCAAACAUUGAAUGGCUUCUUCCUGAUGGAAGUAAGAUUAGUGCUCCAUAUAUGAGCAAAGAGGGAAGGAUAACAAUUAAAGAAAAUGGAAAGUUUGUUUUAAAAGCAGCUGAUAGUUAUGAUAGUGGAGUUUAUCAUUGUAUUGCUACAAAUAAUGUGGAUGCAGAUGUGCUUACAUUUAGAAUAACUGUGGUAAGUACUGAUGUAGAGGAAGUAAAUCUUAAUGGAGCUGAACUUUCGGUUAAUAGUGGAGAUGUGCUCUAUCUCCCAUGCGGUUCAAAAGGAGUUCCUGAUGCAUCUGUGAGCUGGAUACUACCAGAUCACUCUGUGCUACAUGAGACAUCAAGGAACAAAUUCAUUUUCUCCAAUGGAACAUUAAAAAUUCAAAACAUAGCUCAGAGAGAGCAAGGACAUUUCAGAUGCUUAGCAGCUAAUCAUUAUGGCCUGGACAUGCUGACACACAAAGUAUUGGUGAAAGAUAGAAAAAUAACCAUCCUUAAUAAAAAAAUACAGCAAGAUCAAAUGGAGGAUAGAAAUUAUGAAGGAUCAGGCAAUGAAGACAUAAAAGAACGCAACCGCUCUGUGACUGGAAAAGCCAUUGCACAUAAAAGACUUCCACUUAUACACAAGGCCACCAAACCUGGUGGUCAGGAAAAUGUAAACACAGGAGUUCUAAGAAGAAAUAGAAUAAACCAGCGACUAAGGGGACAUCGGAGGCAGUUUUCUAAAAGCACAAGAAUUGAUCCCCAACGCUGGACAGAGAUCUUGCAAAAAACAAAACAGAACUCAAUUAACAAUAUCAUAUCAACCCAAGGCACUAAAAGUUCAGCCAAGGAAGAAAGUGAAGUAGAAAGGGUCUCUGGAGAGGUAGAAGAACCAUCUGGUGAAGAGCUACUUCCAGUGGAUGAAAAUUUCUUAAUAAUAUCCGAAAAAUAUUCAUCUGUAACAAAGUUACAUACAAUACCUACAGUGCCUGCAGUCACUGUCUCGAAUACACCUUUAUGGACUACAAAUGCAAUAUCUGCAGUAACAUCUGAAAAGAGCAUUGACAAAGAUAGGUUAGAAAUGGCUACAGUGAGCAAUCCAAAAAUAACAACAUCAAAGUUUUUAUUCACCAUAACAAGUCCAGAUUAUUCCGAAAAUUUGCCACAUUCAACACUCAACUAUAGUAGUCAGAAACCAAACAAUCUAAGCAUCUUAAAAACAACAAUUCCAGAACCACCAUUGCCUACGGGUGGACAGUACUUAACAUCCAGAGAUGUAACUAGCAACCCUAUCCUGAAAUCUGCAUAUACCAUAUCUGGUAGAAUCAAAUCUGAUAGUAAUAACUUUACCACUGCCCCUAAGUCAUUAACUGCAACCCCACAAGUUGUCAUUACCAGUCCAACUGUUACCAGUAGUCCUCGUUAUGCUACAAUACCAGACAUUACAACCAAAUCAACAACUGUAAUUGCUGAUUUUGAUUAUACAACCCACAAUUACUUUACAGAUCCAGCAACUAUAGAAAAUGAGCUGCAAGUUACUACUCAAUUUGACAUCAACAACCCUGUUACUACUUCUGGUUAUUUUAACAGUCUAUCUGAAGAUGUUAUUACUGACCCACCAUCAGAAACUAGCUUUAUCAGUAGUACCCCUCCAAAUGCCAUCACUAACCCAACAACAGCAUCUUAUGAUUGUUCUGCUACACCACACAAUGUUUCUUCACAUACACUAACCACAUCUAGUCAACUUCACAUAAUAGCUCAGAGUAUUCUUAGUAAACCAAAACCUUUUGAAGAACUCUCUCCUCCAUCAAUGAAUCCAACAUCCGGAAGUUCACUGUUUACUGCUCCCAAGGAAGAAGUUCCAACACCAGUUGCACAUAUGGAGAUCACAAAUACCAUGGCUUCUUCUAAACAAUUCACACUAACAGGUAUUUCAAACUUAGAAAUAUCAGUUGCUACACCGAGCACUAAAAGAAAACUGUCUCAACCAAACAUUUUAUUUACUCCACAAACAGUCACUGGUAAUUAUGUUCUCAGUAACUUACCAACAACUUCUGGAAAAUACAACUUACCCACAUCUACAUCCGAACAUGGAUCACAAAAUUUGCUAGAUUCUGAAAAUAAAGUUUCUACUCACAGCACAAAGAUUCCACAAUAUUCAGUAACAAGAGAUGAUGUAGAAGAAGGAAAUAUUGUUAGUAUCGAUUCUUCAACAAAGUCAAGCACUAAAUUGUUCCUUUCACAAACUGACAUUGGACCCAUAUACUUUCACAGCACUCAAAAAAUAAUUUCACCAGGGAUGCUAGCUGGCUCUACCAUCAUUACCCAUCAACAGAUUCAGAUAGUGAAAGAUGUUACUCAACAGGUGCCAACACUAAGGCGUUUUGGCCGCAGAAAAUUUAACGGAAGAAGACGGAUUAUAAGGCCUGAUCGUAUUCCAAAUUUAAGAGCUCAUCAAUUUAAAUUUGGAAAACUAGACAAUAGUGAGACCAAAACGGCUCAAACCACAGUUUCUGAGAUUAGCAAAGAUGAACAGCUUUUAUUCAGCACUAUACCUUCAAGUACUUAUGUUCCAUUAUCAACUCGACAGUCUACUAUAACAACUCCAGAGACUUUGGACAAAAGAGAGACAGCUCAGGUGGCUACAAGUUUCAAAAGCAUUGAUAAUACUGAAGCAACAAUAAAUACUUAUAUCACAUCUUCCCAUUCUGCAACACAGAGAAUUCCUCAUUUCAGCUCAGUAGGGAUGUCUGCUUCGGAUAAAAUCCAGAUGGGUUUCAGACAUACACAAGAUGUGACAAUGCAGAAUCCAACAACAAUUCAGGCAACUACAACAGAUGAAUCAUUAAGAUCCACUUCUGCUCAAUCCACCCUCAAACCUCGGCCUGUGUCCAAAAUAAUUAGAAGAAAAAUUCCAUGGCAUAGAUUGUUUGGUAACAAUCCGAUAAUACAAAGGGAAAUACUUAUGAAGCUUAGAAAAAAAUCCCAGUUGACAUUUGCAAUUACUACUCCACUUCCUCCACUUCCACACUCAGCAGUUAGUAAAGGUUCUACUACCAUGGUUGUAUCAACUCUGCCUACACAUAGCAAUCUAAAGGCAAAUACUAACACACCUUUAGGAAUGACAGAGAGCACAAUACAUAGUAAUCCAAUGAGUGCUAAAGCAAUAACUGUAAAUUACCCAACUAGUGCUAAAGCCACACCCACUACUGUUCAAUUAGCAACAUCUGUGAUUCAACAGACCAGUGCUAAAACAACAGCUACUACAGUUUUACCAACCAAUGCCAAAGCGCCAAGUAAUGCCAAAGCAGCAACAACUGCCAUUUAUCCAACGAGUGCCAAAGCUGCCCCAAUAGGCAUUUAUCCAAUCAGUGCUAAAGUAGCACCAACAGUAAUUUAUCCAACCAGUCCAAGUACUGCCAUAACUGUAAUUAAUCCAACCAGUUCCAAUACUGCAAAGACUGCAACUUACUUAGCGAGUACAAUUGCUGAAACUACUUCAGAAGACUUUAGUUUUAAGUCUACAACACUAAACCCAUUGGCACCUGCAACUACUCAUAGUGUAGGAAGACACCGAUUCCUCAGAAGGAAAAGACCACGAAAAAAAAAUCUUUUCGGCACCUCAUCUACUUAUCCGGAGAAAACAACCAAUGCUCAUACCACUGCUCCAAGACCUAACCUCAUAGGUAAUACUGUUACAGCAGCACCGACAAGAUUGUUCAGUUCAGAAAAUGAUAUUCCUCUAACUACUGCGAAAAAACAUUUCUGGAGCAAUACAUCAAAGGCUCCUAAACUAUCCUUACACCCAUCAACUAUAAUGAAUGGCAUAGAUACACUUACAACUCUGUAUCUAGAAACAUCUGAUGAUAAUUACAUAGACACAUCUGACCAAGCACUAAGCAGAAAUAACCCCUUUAGGCAGGAAUUUACCACUACACAUAAAGCAAAGACAUACUCAUCAUACAAGACAGACACAAUAACUAGCACACCUUCCCCACAAUCAGUGGUCAUCGGCAGUGUGACUGAUCCAUCACCCCUAAUAAUCCCAAGCACAGCCCGACCUCAGCGUGUAUCUGAAAAGAAGAUGUCUCCUUCUAAUGUUGAAAUUCAUCCUGUUCCAAAAGCACCCCAGAGAAACGUACAUAUAAUAGCACAUGUUCCACAUGUGUUGAAGAAACCUGCACUGUAUAAUUCUACGACAGCACCCCAGAUUGGUAAGAAAACAACUGCAGAGUGGAUAGAAGAAAGCCCCUCCAACAAUACCCGCUCAAAGCCUCGCAUAGUGGGAGGUAGAGCUGCAAGUUUCACAGUACUUGCUAAUUCAGAUGCCUUUAUUCCAUGUGAGGCCACAGGAAAUCCAGCACCAACCAUACUGUGGACAAAGGUGUCUUCAGGGACUUUUGUGUCAAAGGCAAAACGGGGAAACAAGAUGGAAGUUUUUCUGAAUGGUACCCUCUCCAUUGCUAGUGUGAGUGUCCAGGACCGUGGCCAAUAUCUUUGUGUCGCUAAUAACCAGUAUGGCUCAGACCGGCUACUUGUUACACUCUCUGUCAUAACAUACCCUCCCAGGAUCAUACAGGGCAGAUUGAGAGAGAUUACAGUACACUCAGGUAAUACUGUAAGUGUAAAAUGCCAGGCAGAGGGCAGACCUUUUCCCACAAUUACUUGGAUACUGGCUAAUGAGACCAUUGCAUCUGAGAAGUCUGACAAUGACCACAAAGUGUUUGUGCAACCAGAUGGUACCCUGACAAUCAGAGAUGUGACAUUAUAUGACCGUGGGAUUUAUAAGUGUUUGGCUACUAAUAUAGCUGGAGCUGACACCUUUACAGUAAAGAUCCAAGUGAUUGCUGCUCCCCCAAUUAUUUUAGAAGACAAAAGACAGACACUUGUAGUGCAUCCUGGGGAGAAUGUUAAACUUCAUUGCACUGCAAAAGGAAAUCCUCACCCGAGAGUUUAUUGGGUAGCUUUUGAUGGGACAAAAGUUAAACCUUUGCAUUAUGUUAAUUCAAAGCUGUUCCUGUUUUCCAAUGGAACCCUCUACAUAAGACAAGUGGAUGCCACGGACAAUGGGAAUUAUGAGUGCAUAGCGACCAGCUCUACUGGCUCUGAGAGAAGAGUCGUCAGUCUCAUGGUACAGUGGAGUGAUUCCGUUCCAAAGAUUCUUCAUGCAUCUCCUAAAUACACAGAAAUGAAUUUUGGAGACAAACUGAUGCUAAACUGUAGCGCAAGUGGGGAACCAAAGCCAAAGAUAAUAUGGAGACUGCCAUCCAAAGCUGUGGUAGAUCAGUUGCACAGAAUGGGAAGUCGAAUUCAAGUAUAUCCAAAUGGUUCACUCAUUGUCCAAUUGGUAAAUGAAAAAGAUGCCGGCGACUAUUUAUGUGUAGCGAGAAAUAAAAUGGGAGAUGAUGUGAUUCUGAUGAAGGUCAGCAUAACUAUGAAACCAGCAAAGAUUGAUCAGAAACAGCACCUCACUAAGCAAGUUCCAUAUGGAAGAGAUUUCAAGGUAGAUUGCAAGGCUUCAGGAUCUCCACUGCCAGAAAUAUCCUGGAGUUUACCAGAUGGCACAUUGAUAAACAAUGUCCUUCAAGCUGACGACAGCGGUAGGCGGAGACGUAGAUAUGUCCUCUUUGACAAUGGCACAUUGUAUCUCAACAAAGUAGGGAUGUCUGAAGAAGGAGAUUAUACAUGCUAUGCUGAAAACACAUUAGGAAGGGAUGAGAUGAAAGUACAUAUUAGUGUUGUAGCAGCUGCUCCACGCAUUAAACUCAAUCCCAAGACAAAGUUUCAAGCAAGAGCUGGAGCUAAUACCGUUCUGGAUUGUGAGGCUAUUGGAGAACCAAAACCAAAAAUAUUCUGGUUGCUUCCAUCAAGUGAUAUGAUUGCAAUGUCCCAUGACCGCUAUAUAUUGCAUGAUAAUGGAUCAUUGUCAAUUACCCAAGUCAAACUACUAGAUGCUGGAGAAUACAUGUGUGUGGCACGCAAUCCGGCAGGAGAUGACACAAAACUCCUCAAAUUAGAUGUUCAUUCAACACCUCCUGUUAUAAAUGGUUUAUAUACAAAUAAGACAAUAAUCAAGGAUUCUGCCUUAAAGCACUCUAGAAAAUUAAUUCAUUGUAGUGCUGAAGGGACACCUCCUCUGCAGAUAAUGUGGAUCAUGCCUGAUAACAUAUAUCUAACUGCUCCUUACCAUGGCAGUAGGAUAAUGGUACAUAAGAAUGGAACUCUGGAAAUUCGGAAUGUAAGGCCAUCAGACACAGCAGAGUUCACCUGUGUUGCUCGUAAUGAUGGCGGUGAAAGUAUGUUGGUGGUCCAGCUGGAGGUUGUUGAAGUGCUUAGAAGACCAAUGUUUAAAAAUCCAUUCAAUGAAAAGAUAAUUGCCAAACCAGGCAAAAUGGCAAUACUUAACUGCUUUGCAGAUGGCAAUCCCACUCCAGAAAUAAUAUGGCUUUUGCCAAAUGGCACAAGAUUUUUAAAUGGGCAGACGUUUACAAACUAUUAUGCAGGAAGCAAUGGAACUUUCAUUAUUCACAGUCCUUCCAAAGAUGAUACUGGCAAAUAUCGCUGUGCAGCAAGAAAUAAAGUAGGCUACAUCGAAAAGUUAAUCAUUUUGGAGGUUGGUCAGAAACCUAAUAUUCUAACACACCCAAGAGGACCAGUAAAGAAUAUAAUUGGUGAGACAUUGACUUUACAUUGUCUUUCUGAUGGAAUACCAAAGCCCAGUGUUAUCUGGACACUCCCCAGUGGAUUUAUAAUAGACAGGCCUCAUGUUAAUGGGAAAUACAUGUUACUUGAGAAUGGCACAUUGGUAAUUCAAGAAACCACCAUUCAUGAUCGAGGAAACUAUUUGUGUAAAGCCAAAAAUAAUGCAGGGGAGGCAUCUAUUAGUGUACCUGUUAUGGUUGUAGCCUAUCCUCCAAGGAUUACAAAUAGACCACCACAUACCAUUCAUACAAGAGCAGGAUCUCCUGUGCAUUUCAACUGCAUGGCCAUUGGAAUUCCAAAACCAGAGAUAACAUGGGAGUUACCUGACUUAUCAAUAUUAACAGCAGCUAGUAAAGGGCGCACUAUGGGCACUGAGCUUCUUCAUCCAUCAGGAACGUUAGUUUUGCAGAAUCCGGAAAGUUCAGACUCUGGGAUGUACAGAUGUACUGCUAAGAACACCCUUGGUACGGACAGCAGCACAACAUAUUUAAAAGUCAUCUAAACAAAGAAUGUAUCAAAGAAGUAAACACUACAGUAUACAGUAUAUCUAUGCAUCUGAAAAGAAGUUAAAAGGCAAUAGAGACCAUAAGUGUACAGAUUUGCAUCCUGAAGUUGGAGUGUUAUCACCAACUGCACAAAGAGAACUUUUACUUAAGGCACCUUUCUAUGACACCCUCUGCAACAAUUAAACUGCGGAAACAGAGGCGCGUUCCAUAUAUAAAUAUAUAUAUAUAUAUAUAUAUGUAUAAAUAGAAAUGGAUUCUCGU